AUGAAGUCUGCUCUGCUCCUCUCAGCCAUCAUUCCCAGUGCGCUGGGAACCACGAUCUACCUCGCUGGUGACUCGACUAUGGCAACAGGUGGAACCGGAUCUGGCACUGCAGGAUGGGGUCAAUAUGUCUCCCCCUACACAACAGUCACCGUAUCCAACCAAGCUGUCGCUGGCCGCAGUGCCCGAUCCUAUACUCGAGAGGGCAGAUUCGACACCAUUGCAAGCCAAGUCCAAUCAGGAGAUUGGGUGAUUAUCGAAUUCGGCCACAACGACGGCGGCUCUCUCUCCACAACCGACAACGGCCGCACUGACUGCUCUGGCACCGGCGACGAAACCUGCAGCACUACCUACGACGGCGUCGCCGAAACCGUCCUGACCUUCCCCAAAUACCUGGAGAACGCAGCAGCCAAGUUCAAAGCCAAGGGUGCUAACGUGCUCAUCUCGAGUCAGACCCCCAACAACCCGUGGGAGACGGGCACUUUCACCUACACCCCCUCGCGAUUUGUGGCGUAUGCCAAAUUGGCCGCCGAAGCAGCAGGUGCAUCAUAUGUGGACCACGGAGCGUAUGUGGCCGAUAUCUUUGAGUCUCUGGGCCUUAGCACCGUCGACUCGUACUUCCCUCUCGACCACACUCACACAAGUGCCACGGGGGCACAGGUCGUUGCUGAGGCAUUCUUCAAAGCGGUGGUUUGCGGAAACGUUAGUCUCAAGAGCCUUUUGAACACCUCGAGUUUCCCGGGCGACUGUCUGUAA
This is a messenger RNA of Penicillium waksmanii, 753 nucleotides long. Its product is annotated as rhamnogalacturonan acetylesterase RgaE. The transcript has 2 exons. The record is from RefSeq and is a predicted model, not a curated record. Gene Ontology annotation, molecular function: hydrolase activity, acting on ester bonds. Lineage: Eukaryota; Fungi; Ascomycota; Eurotiomycetes; Eurotiales; Aspergillaceae. Bases 1 to 753 code for a protein of 250 amino acids.